Molecule: messenger RNA, 4050 nt
Organism: Syngnathus acus (greater pipefish)
Lineage: Eukaryota; Metazoa; Chordata; Actinopteri; Syngnathiformes; Syngnathidae
Gene: rnf19b
Product: ring finger protein 19B
Exons: 9
Coding region: 362-2521 (719 amino acids)
Biological process (GO): positive regulation of proteasomal ubiquitin-dependent protein catabolic process; ubiquitin-dependent protein catabolic process; protein polyubiquitination
Cellular component (GO): ubiquitin ligase complex; cytoplasm
Molecular function (GO): ubiquitin conjugating enzyme binding; zinc ion binding; ubiquitin protein ligase activity
Source: RefSeq, a predicted model, not a curated record
GGGUGGAGAGAGAGCGAGCCAAAGCCGCAGCAGUUAACACGCAGCACCGAAGGGUCGUGAACGCUUACCGAAACGCACCGAUAUUGCAGCUGCUAAGCAAGAGGAGCUUUUUUUUUUUUUUCCGCGUUGGGAGCGGACGACAGCAGCCGAAGGAGGAAAGGGGAGAAGCCUUCAUCCCCGCGUCAAAGGUGGAAAAGCCGAGCGUGCGGCCACGAGGACAAAAGAGCUCAUCUGCGCCAACUUCUCAUCUGCUUGACGACUCAAACCAGGACAUGUGAGAUGACCCAAGGCUCCAGUUGUCCGAUUUCCCGCUAAACGUCCCCGAAAGGAGCUCUUGUUUUUUUUUUUUCCACAUCCAACGAUGGGCUCGGAGAAGGAUUCGGAGUCGCCGCACUCCUCGCUGAGCGGCGUCCCCAACCCAAAGUGCCGGGCGGCCGGUAAACGUAGACGCCGCAUCUCCUUCCAGAGCCUCUUCAACGGCAAGCGGGGCUCCCGGGUGGCCAAGGGGCCCAAAGGAGGGGCCGCCACGCCCCUCUCCCACCUGCCGCUCGCUCAGCAGCAGCUUCUACCGCCUAGCGCCUUGAGCCCGACCGUCCCGGCGCCACCCGUGGCCGCCGACGCCCCUGAGGACGCCGCCCCCGGGACCCCCUCCAGGCGACUCUCCUCCAGCCGGGCCUCCUUGGCCGGCGAGGCUGUCUCGGGGGACGGCGAGCUCCUGGAGUGCCCCCUGUGCCUGGUGCGCCAGCCAGCCGAGCAGCUGCCCGAGCUGCUGGGCUGCAGCCACCGCUCGUGCCUGUGCUGCCUGCGUCAGUACCUGCGCAUCGAGAUCACCGAGAGCCGCGUACAGCUCAGCUGCCCCGAGUGCGCCGAGCGCCUGGUGCCCCGGCAGGUGGCCGACAUCCUGGACGACGCCGCCCUGCUGGACAAGUACGAGGAGUUCCUGCUGCGCCGAUGCCUCGCCUCCGACCCUGACUGCAGGUGGUGCCCGGCGCCCGAUUGCGGGUUCGCCGUGAUCGCCUCAGGCUGCGCCAGCUGCCCCCGGCUGGUGUGCCGGCGUGAGGGCUGCGGCGCCGAGUUCUGCUACCACUGCAAGCAGGCCUGGCACCCCAAUCAGACCUGCGACUCAGCCCGCCAGCAGAGGGCGCAGUCGCUGCAUACACACAGCACCCAUUCGCCAAGCUACACUCAAGAGCAGGGGCCAGCGGACGACAUCAAGCCGUGCCCGCGCUGCGGCGCCUAUAUCAUCAAGAUGAACGACGGCAGCUGCAAUCACAUGACGUGUGCUGUGUGCGGGUGUGAGUUCUGCUGGCUCUGUAUGAAGGAGAUCUCGGACCUGCACUACCUCAGCCCGUCCGGCUGCACCUUCUGGGGCAAGAAGCCGUGGAGCAGGAAGAAGAAAAUUCUGUGGCAGCUGGGCACGCUCAUCGGCGCCCCCGUUGGCAUCACGCUCAUCGCCGGCAUCGCCAUCCCCGCCAUGGUCAUCGGCAUCCCCGUUUACGUCGGCCGCAAGAUUCACGCUCACUACGAGGUGAAGAAGACGUCCCGCCACCGCCGCAACUUGGCCAUCACGGGCGGCGUGGCCUUGUCCAUCCUCACCGCGCCCGUCAUCGCCGCCGUCAGUGUGGGCAUCGGCGUGCCCAUCAUGCUGGCGUACGUUUACGGCGUGGUGCCCAUCUCGCUGUGCCGAGGAGGCGGCUGCGGCGUGAGCAGAGGGAAGGGCCGGGGAGUGCGCAUCGACUUUGACGAGGACGACGGGCCCAUCACAGUGGCGGACGCGUGGCGAGCUCUCAAGUCGCCAAGCUUGGGGGAGAGCAGCCUGGAUGGCGCGGUGAGCGGUUUGAGCACCACCACCCCCAGCGAGGGCCUCUCGAUGGCGCCGGGGACGGUCGGGGACACGCCCCACUUCAACACGCUGGCCGGGGGUGCCCUGGGGGCUCGCGGCGGCAAAUACAGCAGGCUGGAGGUGCAGGCGGCGGAGCUGGCCAAGGAGUCCACCCAGAAGGAGACGGGCAGCUUGGGGGCGGCCAGCGACUGUGCCAGUACGCGCGGAAUGGCCGGCUCCAUCAUCUCCUCCUACACGCUACCGGACAGGGAGUGCACCAACUUGGAAAUCCAAGUGGACAUCGAGACCAAACCCAGCCAUCUCUGCCUGACAAGCGAGGAGGACCUAGCUCCGGCCACCGCCGCCUGCGCCGCCACGGCGAGCGUUUCGGGAGGGGAGGAGCCCCUGGACUGCAGCUCCAGACGAGGCGGCGCCUCGGGCCUGUCGCCGGGCGGAUCAGUGCGAGACGAGGAGGACGGUCUCGGCGAUGUCACGCUCGCUCAGCCCGAAAGCAUCCGCAGCGACCUGGAGAUGUCCGACACGCAGUCGGACGACGUGGCCGAGCUGACGUCGGACGACUGCGACUCGCCCCGGCCUAGGGGAGCACCGACCUCGCGGGCCGCCUCGUGCCGGGCCCUGAGCACCCCCACCGAAGGCCUUCACUGUCCCGCCGACGCCAACGUCGUCCUGUACGUGUGAGAUGCCCGAAGCUUUGGGAAGCCCUUUGAGCAUUUAUUCCACAUCCUUGAGGGUCUCCACUUGGUCUUCACCGUUGCGACAAUUUGGCAGACCGGCUGAAUCUCAUGCGUAUCAAAUAAACGCUCCAACGUCUUUCCAUUGACAGCAGCUCUCAGGAACGCACAAAAAAAACAUUCAACUUCCCCUUCAUGCUCACCCCACCCUCCUUCCUCGUUUUAUUUGAUUUUUAUACUUUGCUGCUUUUUGCCUCCCGCAGACGCCGCCCUUUGCGUCCGGCUGACAAUCUCUUCAUUGUCAGAGUUCUACCUCUGAGAUUUAUACAAGCGUGUUUACUGCCUGGUGUGAAAUGCCUUGGCGACUACUUAAGGAAAGAAAAAAAAAAAACAUACAGGAGGUACAAGUUUUACACACAAGCAAGCGAAACCUGGCACACAGCCCGGCGGGAGUCGACAAAUCUCACACGUGUAACACAAGUGUGUGUGAAAGUCAGUCUCAUCGUGUGAAAAUUACAGAAGGGCCACAUACAUAUUUUAGGCGCCGGUAGACAAUACAACGGCGGCUUGAGAUAUGUUGAUCUUUUUUUUGUUUUGAAGUAAAAGCACUCAUGUCUCAAGGCUGCCCUGUAUUUGUUUGGUUUCCAUUAACAACAACAUUGCGUUUGAGGACACGCCAGAAGUUGUCAAGUGCGUGCGUGUAUCUAACUGGUUCGCACAUUGUCUGUUUUUAUUUUGAAUGCGCACUUUUGCACUUUACCCAAAUUUAUCUUUGGGAGCUACUCAUCAUCGUCUCGAUCAUCAAAAUCAAUUUUGUAUUUUUAGGAGACAUAAUAAUUUCCGUCCACGCACGCAAUUCAAAACAGUUGUCUUAUCACUGCUGUAAUAGAACACAAUUUAUUAGCCACAUUUAAAAAAAAAAAACAAUUUCACUCAUGGAGUCAGCAUUUCAUACACUUUACUGUGUUGCAUACAACCAAACUGAAGAUCACACCGGGAUGCCUUUUGUGUUCGAUUUGACUCAAGUGUUAGCCUCCAAAAUCUUUCUUUUCAUCCAUUUUGUGAUUUUGUGUCUUCUUUUAUUCUGUGUGCUUUAAUUUGUGAUUUUGGAGGUACACACCAGUUGGUCGUCUUAAUCAUUCUCACUGACCUGAAUUGUUUCUCAGCUUUGUGCUUGCUUAUGAAGAAAGAAAAAAAAAACGCUUCUUCGAGUCUGCGUGGAAUGUUCCUCAUGUCUGAGUAGCUUCUUUUUGCCUUCAGCUGCUUGUUUCAUUUGCUGCACUUUUCACUCGUUUUCUGCAAGCCGGAGACAAACCACUCGAAUGUAUCACGGGCCCGCACCUGAACCUGACCGACCUGAGGGUCGAUUGGAGAUCUUUGGAUAAAACCAAUAUUGAUUUAGCAAUAUUUUAGUGUAUAAACUGCUCGUGUACUUCCUGUCACUGUAAGAAAAUCUCACCCUGACGUGAGGAUGCAAUUGCAGGACUGUGAAUGACUUUUUUUGUGGGGAAAAAAUAAACAAUCUGAUGUUUAAAA